Podospora anserina S mat+ is the source of this 1059-nucleotide messenger RNA. RefSeq lists its product as uncharacterized. Lineage: Eukaryota; Fungi; Ascomycota; Sordariomycetes; Sordariales; Podosporaceae. The coding region runs from base 1 to 1059 and encodes 352 amino acids. The transcript has a single exon. The record is from RefSeq and is a predicted model, not a curated record.
AUGGCGAUGGUGAAUGGCGAAAGCUGGUCGACAAGAACGGUCCAGUCUCAUCCGCGCUGUGGCGCUCUUCGAUCCGACUGCGCCGCGUUGUACAAGACCGACAAAGCACUGGGGUUUGACACAGCAAGAUGUGCUGUGGCGUUGAAAAUAAAGCUUGGGUCGCGGGUAGGGUCACCGACGGUCGAGGCCCCGGCAAUGGGGGGAGGAUCAUGGAUUGGAUUGAUGGGUUUGGAGACAUUUUGCGAGUUUGAUGUGCGAGAGAAUUUAUACGCGCCUCCUGGUUGUUUGGGGAGGCAGAAUGGGGAGGAUGAGUAUAGGUGGGUAUAUCUAGACUGCCCACCGCCGGCGUUUGGGGGGGGGGGUCUGAUUUUACUUUGGUUCACUCACUCAACACGCGCUCAUUUUCUCAUUCUCUCGCAGUCGGUUAUCAACUCCAACUCGCAGCUGGUCUGCCAUUCUAUCGUUUUUUUUCUUCUUUUUGUUUUUCGAUUCCGCUCUUUCGCCGGUUAUUCACUUGAUACUUACCAUCUAUCCGCCAAAAUGAAGUUCUCCCCAACCCUCCUCUUUCUGUCAGCGACCUCCCCCCUCGCAUUGGCUAUCGCCUCCCAUCAAGACAACCCCGCCGUCCCUGCCCCCUCUGGCUCUGGUACUCCUGUCCUGCGUCGCUCUGACGCGGGUGACACGGCAGUCAACGCCCGCCAGCGUCGCGCUAUGCUUCGAAUGCGGCAACCGGGGACGGCUGAUGAUGAGGCUGUCGCUUACACGACUGAGGCAGCAGCGCCUGCCAGUACUACCGAACCCCCAGCUGAGGAGGAUGUGACCGAAGAGGAAGAAUGUGUAGAUGUUGAAGUCCCGGAUCUUGCGAACGGCACGCUGCCUCUCAAUGGGACAGAAGGAGGGAACGGGACGGCGAACGGGACGACGUUGUCAGAGCAGGAGUUGAAGGUCAAGAGGAUGGUCAAGGUCAAGCUGCCGGAUUAUAGACGGGAUGGGGAGGGGGUCAAGGAGAGGGAUGCUGAGGCUGAGCUGGGGGUAAGUUAUCACCUGGUAGACGAAUGA